Lipotes vexillifer (Yangtze River dolphin) is the source of this 1851-nucleotide messenger RNA. It is a transcript of the gene BPIFB4, whose product is annotated as BPI fold containing family B member 4. The record is from RefSeq and is a predicted model, not a curated record. Gene Ontology annotation, molecular function: lipid binding. Lineage: Eukaryota; Metazoa; Chordata; Mammalia; Artiodactyla; Lipotidae.
AUGUGGACAGGGUGGUGUGUGGCUACUCUGUCCGUGGUGGCUGUGUGUGGCAUCCGCCAGGAGACAAACACUGUCCUCAGGGUUACCAAAGACGUGCUGAGCAAUGCCAUCUCUGGCACCUUGCAGCAAAGUGAUGCUCUCCGCUCAGCCCUGAGAGAGGUGCCCAUGGGUGUCGGUGGUGUUCCCUACAAUGAGUUUCACAUCCAAGAACCACCCCCAGAGUAUACCAAUGGCAACCAGCUUGGUAGUAAUUACAAGUACGGUCACAUUGAGGCCAAUGAUACCACCGCUCAGCUGGGGGGCAAAUACAGUUACGGUGAGAUGCUUGAAUCUGAUGGAAGCAUCAGACACCUCCGGAAGGGCAACUACCGCAACGCUGAGAAUGCAUAUGGCAGCCAGAGGGGCCACAGGCGGUACAGGUCAGCGGAAGUGCUGGCGACCAUGGGCAGACUUCACCGGCAAGAGCUGCAGCCUGGAGAGAUCCCACCUGGUGUAGCCACUGGGGCGCUGGACCCAGGUGGUUUGCUGGGCACUGGAGGCAUACUGGCAGCCAACGGCAUCCUAGCGGGCCAAGGUGGCCUGCUCGGUGGAGGUGGUUUCCUUGGUGAUGGAGGACCUCUCGGAGGAGGGGGGGUCCUGGGAGCACUCGGCGAGGGUGGCAUCCUCAGCACCGUGCAGGGCAUCACAGGGCUGCGCAUCGUGGAGCUGACUCUCCCUCAGGUGUCUGUGCGGCUCCUGCCGGGUGUGGGCGUCUACCUGAGAUUGUACACCCACGUGGCCAUCAACGGGAAAAGUCUUAUUGGCUUCUUGGACAUCGCAGUGGAGGUGAACAUCAUGGCCAGGGUCCAGCUGACCAUGGACCGCACGGGUUACCCACGGCUGGUCAUGGAGCAAUGUGACACCCUCCCGGGGGGUAUCAAAGUCAAGCUGCUGCGGGGGCUUCUUCCCAACCUUGUGGACAACUUAGUAAACCAAGUCCUGGCCAAUGUCCUCCCGGACUUGCUCUGCCCCAUCGUGGACGUGGUACUGGGUCUUGUCAACGACCAGCUGGGUCUCGUGAACUCUCUGAUUCCUCUGGGAAUAUUGGGAAGUGUCCAGUACACCUUCUCCAGCCUCCCGCUCGUGACUGGGGAAUUCCUGGAGCUGGACCUCAAUACUCCGGCUGGGGCGGUUGGAAGAGAGCUCAUGGACUGUCCCCUGGGCCGGGCGGCCAUGUCCCCCAGGCAGAAGACGCCCGAGUUGCCCCCCACGGGCGACAACACCACGGCCAUUCCUGCCAACCUUCUGGGCCCAGUGCUGACUCUCCUGCAGAAGCAAGGGGCGCUGGAUAUUGGCAUCACCGACGGCAUGUUUGAAGAGAUUCCUCCACUCACCACGUCUACACUGGGAGCCCUGAUUCCCAAGGUGUUCCAGCAGUACCCCGAGUCCUGCUCCCUCACCAUCAGGAUCCAGGUGCCAAACCCACCUUCAGUGAUGCUGCAGAAGGACCAGGCGCUGGUGAAGGUGUUUGCUACCUCCAUGGUCAUGGUCUCCCAGCCCAAUGAUGCUGAGACCAACAUCUGCCUCAUCGAUGUGGACACAGAACUCUCGGCCAUGUUUUCCGUGGAGAAUGACAAGCUCAUGAUUGACACCAAGCUGGACAAGACCAGGCUCAACCUCAGAACCUCAAAUGUGGGCAAUUUUGAUGUUGGCCUCUUGGAGGUGCUGGUCGGGAAGAUUUUUGACCUGGCUGUCAUGCCCGCGAUGAAUGCCGUGCUGGGCUCUGGCCUCCCUCUCCCCAGAAUCCUCAACAUUGACUUCAGCAAUGCAGACAUUGACAUCCUGGAGGACCUUCUGGUGCUGAGCACCUGA